Molecule: messenger RNA, 780 nt
Organism: Bipolaris oryzae ATCC 44560
Lineage: Eukaryota; Fungi; Ascomycota; Dothideomycetes; Pleosporales; Pleosporaceae
Exons: 1
Coding region: 1-780 (259 amino acids)
Source: RefSeq, a predicted model, not a curated record
AUGGAAGCACAGGGUCUGCUUGUCAUAUGGGGAUCUGUUGACCCUACAACAGUAGACGAAGGCGCUCUGAACGACUGGUGGACCAACGAGCAUCUCCCUGAGCGCCUGCGCCUCCCAGGAUUCCAGCGAGCGCGUCGCUACCGCGCGCUCAACCCUGAAAAUGGGCACAACGAAUAUCUUGCCGUGUACCAACUGUCCAAUGUGCAAGACCUGGCAUCAGCAGAGUAUCUGCACGCGCUCAAUCAUCCCACGCAAAAGACGAUGCAGUUUAUGCCGUCGCUGGCACAGAUGAGUCGGUUUGCUUGCGAGAUCGUUUCGUCCGAAAGUGCAUCCGUUUUGACAUCGAACCAGCCGGUUGAAACACACAACAUGCUGUAUAUGGUAGUCUACGAAGUUGAUGUUGCACAGCAAGACCACAACCCAUUGCUGUCAAUCCAGGAGCAUAUUGGCCGGGCGCGAGACGCUGCAUUGGCAAAGACGAUGCAUGUUCACCUGGCUAAAGGCAAUCAAGAGCUUACCGAGAUUGGUAGUGCCAGCAAGUCUUACGAAGGCGUGCAUUUCAAAUCCUCUCAAGUCGUUGGCGAGACUGAAACACUGGCGGCUGACACGGUUAUUGCUUUGUACGAACUCAGCCACAAUCCGACUGACAGCUCGAUAGCCGAGGGCGACAUUGUCAGCAAACACCUUGGCGACACUUCAAGCCUACGGGGGGUUCGUAUCAGGCAUACCAAUAUCUAUCGUCGCAUCGCUUCCCUUGAUAGAUCUUCUCUUGCGCAUUGA